Messenger RNA from Gregarina niphandrodes, 2811 nucleotides. RefSeq names its product putative GMC oxidoreductase. The record is from RefSeq and is a predicted model, not a curated record. The transcript has a single exon. The coding region runs from base 1 to 2811 and encodes 936 amino acids. Gene Ontology annotation, molecular function: flavin adenine dinucleotide binding; oxidoreductase activity, acting on CH-OH group of donors. NCBI's taxonomy places the organism in Eukaryota, Apicomplexa, Conoidasida, Eugregarinorida, Gregarinidae.
AUGCCGGUGCAGGCUCGCGGGAAUGCGUGGCGACCGAACCCGAACCUGGAGGCGGUCCGGACUCUGACGUUGCGGCAGUUGGUUCGCAAGCUGGACCGGGAACGGCGCGAUCCAGAAGACCCGCACGAGUGGGUCGACGAGCCUCGCCGGCCGCGCCAGGACUGGUUCCCGUCCCCGGGCGGCGGCGGCGACCACCGGCAAGGCGGAAACUAUUCGCAGGGGAUUGGUAAUUACUCGCGAGAAAAUGCUGACCCUGGCGGAGAGGUGCUGCAGAGUCAGUCGCGGCGGGGGGGGAAGAGCGACUUCGCGUAUUACGACUACAUCGUGGUCGGUGGCGGCGGAGGCGGGUGUCCGUUUGCACGUACGAUGGCGGAGUCGGGGUUCAAAGUGUUGGUCGUGGAACGUGGCGACGUGCGCUUGAAGCAUCGACUCACACACGACAUUUAUGGCUCGGGUUUAGUCAUGGCUGAUACGCGUGUGAGUCAGUUGGUUAUGACUCAGUCGGGUGUGCGGACACAUGUGGCGAGCGUCCUCGGAGGCGGCACGGCCACGGGCAUGGCCAUCGCCGUCGAAGAAGAUCCAGAGUACCUCUCGCUGCUCGAGUCAACCAGCGGCGAACCCAUCGAUCACGACCUCUUCUACAACGCCUCAGAAUGGAUCGCUCUUCGCCUCGCACAACCCAUGCGUCAAUUAGAACCCUACAGCGAACACUGGCGACGGGCCUUCAAUCAACAGGGUUACAAAACUGCUGGCACGCGCCUGCGGCUCCUCAAAGAAACCUCCUGGAACGCGUUCUCGCUCUUCGACUCUCAAGAUCACGGCUUCCGCAGGUCCGCCGACGUCCUCCUCGGCAGCCUCGACCGCCCACAACCACCCACACUAGACAUCGUUACCAACACCAUCGCAGAAAGAAUCCAACUGGAACCGAUUCGUGGGUCGCAGGGCGGUGAGUCGCAGGGCGGUGAGUCGCAGGGCGGUGAGUCGCAGGGCGGUGAGUCGCAGGGCGGCGAAUCGCAGGGCCGUGAGUCGCAGGGCGGUGAGUCGCACGGCGGAGAGUCGCAGAACCGUGAAUCUCCCGAGCCGCGGUUCAAGGCGACUUGCGUUUUGGUUCGUGCGACGCGGAGCGAGGACCUGGAGCCGAUUGGCGGGAGGGAGCCAUUGUCGGGUCCGCCAGAGCGUUUCCGGCGGCGGAUGUCUCACGCGCUGUCUCGACACGCAUUGAAGACGGUGUGUGCGAAGUCGGAGAUUGUGUUGUCUGCGGGGGCCGUGUUCUCCCCGGUGUUGUUGGCGCGUAGCGGAGUGGGUGCUGCGGAACAGAUGGAGUUGUUGGGUAUCAAUGCGCCAGCAGUGUUGAACGAGAAUGUGGGUUCUCACUUGAUAGAUCGCGGCCUUUUGCCUGUGGCGUACUACCAGGUGGGGGAUACGGCAAUAGGUCGUGAGUUGGAGCCUCAAGUGUGUGGGCGUGUAGGUUUAGCCACGCACGGUUUUGGGCGCGCGGUUUUGGGCGCCAGGACGCUGGACUACUCACAGAUCGGCGUCGAGGAGAUGGCCGGCGGGCGCAUUGUGGAGGGCUUCAUCUAUGCAACACGCAUCUUCGUAAGUCCUACCAUACGCUCGCACCCCAUUGUUGACGUACUCAUGACCUUACUCAACUACUGCUCCGAAACCGCCAAAAGCAACCCCGUUUGCGCAGCCUUCUCAUCCGCACCCGCCUGUCUCCGUAAGUUAACCGCCUCAUGGUACUUCGUCAAUGAACCCAAAUCACGUGGAUAUGUGAAAACCGACUACUCAGGACAAAUUAGGGUCGACCCCAAUUACUAUUCCAAUCCCCAAGAUGUUGUCGACGGACUUCGUGGUAUCCAAAAUCUGAUACGAAUCGCACGAAGCGAUGCCCUCAAAGGCGCCGUCGAAACUCUAGACGAAAAAUCCUGUCCUGCAGUUCUACACAAUGUUCUCAAAGACCUCAGCAAAACUGUUAAAGACCUACUCCAAGGCCGGCUCCCCAACCUCACUCCCGCCAAUCACGCCAGCCGUCAUCAAACCCCCCAGCAACAGCAAGACGAUCACCACCCCAGCCACCAAGAAAGCCUCCACGACGCGAGAAUGUCGGCUCACUUGGGCCUGGACGCGGCUGUCGCGGAUUACGCCGUUUCCAGCCGGCCCCGGUACCUAUCUCGCGUGGGCAGACGCACGGAGGGCACCGAGCUAGAAUUGUACCCGUACGCAUCAUCUGGGCCCGGGUCGUCUGGACCCGGGUCGUCUGGACCCGGGUCGGAGCAAGAGGCGCCCUGGGCGGACCUUGAUAGAGACCUUGGUGGUGUGGACGUUAGUGUUGAGGAGGUACCUACUAUGGGGAAGCGGGAGGAGUCAUGGUUGUCUCCGCAAGCGGUAUUUGCGGAGAUGGAGAGGCAACACAGUUCGGUGUUCAUGACAUACCCAGUCAGUCAGAUUCGAAACCAGACGUUGGCAACAUUUCCGGCGCAGUUGCCGGAUCCGGACGACCUACCAGCGUUGAUGAGCUAUAUCCGUGAUAUGAAGCAAAGCAUGUGGCAUCUGGCUGGCACUGCGCAACUAGGCAAGGUCGUGGAUGACCGAUUCCGUGUCAAACAUGUCGCCAACCUCGCCGUUGUCGACGCAAGCACAUUGCCUCAAAUGUCUCGCUUCAAUCCCACGCAAACUGUUAUGGCUCUCGGACGUUAUGCCGCACUCCUCCGCCUCCGCGAACUCGGUAUCGAGCCCCCCAAACCGUCACUUACCCCCCGUGAGAAACGCACGUACGCCUUCCUUCACCCGGACCGACCAUCGUCUUGA